Parnassius apollo (apollo) is the source of this 516-nucleotide messenger RNA. Lineage: Eukaryota; Metazoa; Arthropoda; Insecta; Lepidoptera; Papilionidae. The record is from the annotation of a GenBank genome assembly.
AUGUACGAAGCUUACAUUUGCAAUAUAGAAAAAAAUAUAAGCAAGUCACCGAAAGCCUUCUGGAACUUUGUCAAGAGUAACAAAUCUCCAAAUUCAUAUCCUUCUAGUAUGAAAUUCGGUCAAUAUUUUUCAAGCAAAGGUGAAGUAAUUUGUGAUUUCUUUAAUCAGUUUUUUAAAUCUAACUUUCUUCACGAUUCUGACACAACCAACUUUAAUAUUAUUGACACGAAAAUUGAUCAAUCUCCUGUCCAUAUCAAUUCCAUCGAAGUGAAAGAAGCCGAGGUAUCUGGACUUUUAAAGACUAUCGACCCGCACAAAUCAGCUGGACCAGACGGUAUCCCAGCGAUCUUCAUUAUACGUUGUGCGGGCUCCCUUACUUUGCCUCUGAGCAUCCUGUACCGCCGUUCUUUAAAAAAGGGCAUGUUUCCAAAUAUUUGGAAAAAUGUUUUUAUUACUCCAGUACAUAAAAAAGGACCUAAGGAUGAGGUACACGCAAAAUUAUCGUCCCAUUUCUAA